CCCGCGCACGCGCGCUGGGAGCCUGGCCGCCUCGUCCGCCGUGACGUCACUAGGGGCGGUGCUGAGCCGGCUGGAGGGAGAGCGGCUGUGCGCAGUGGGUAGGAGAGCAAACCGUGGGACCUGUGGCGUCGGCGGCGGCAGCAUGGCCGUGCUCUACGGAGGUGUGGAGGGGGGAGGCACACAGUCCAAGGUACUUUUGCUCUCGGAAGAUGGGCAGAUCCUGGCAGAAGCAGAUGGACUGAGCACAAACCACUGGCUGAUCGGAACAGACAAAUGUGUGGAGAGGAUCAACGAGAUGGUGAACAGGGCCAAAGAGAAAGCAGGGGUGGAUCUUCUGAUACCUCUACGAAGCUUGGGCCUUUCCCUGAGCGGUGGGGAGCAGGAGGAUGCAGUGAGGAUCCUGGUGGAGAUGCUGAGGGACCGAUUUCCCUACCUGAGUGAAAACUACUUAAUCACCACCGAUGCCGCCGGCUCCAUCGCCACAGCUACGCCGGAUGGUGGGAUCGUGCUCAUCUCUGGGACUGGCUCUAACUGCAGACUCAUCAACCCUGACGGCUCUGAGAGUGGCUGCGGUGGCUGGGGCCACAUGAUGGGAGACGAAGGCUCAGCCUACUGGAUCGCACAUCAAGCAGUGAAAAUAGUGUUUGAUUCCAUUGACAAUCUAGAGACAGCUCCUCAUGAUAUUGGCUACGUCAAACAGGCCAUGUUCAACUAUUUCCAGGUGCCGGAUCGGCUAGGAAUCCUCACCCACCUGUACAGGGACUUUGAUAAAAGCAGGUUUGCUGAGUUCUGCCGGAAAAUUGCAGAAGGUGCUCAGCAGGGAGACCCCCUUUCCCAGUACAUCUUCAGGAAGGCUGGUGAGGUGCUGGGCCGGCAUGUCGUGGCAGUGCUGCCUGAGGUUGACCCGGUCUUGUUCCGAGGAGAGAUGGGCCUUCCCAUCCUGUGUGUGGGCUCUGUAUGGAAGAGCUGGGAUCUGCUGAAGGAAGGUUUCCUUACGGCACUGACUCAGGGCAGAGAGCUCCAGGCUCAGAACUCCUUCUCUGGCUUCACCCUGAUGAAGCUGAGGUACUCCUCUGCCCUGGGUGGCGCCAUCUUAGGGGCCAAGCACGUCGGCCACCUCCUCCCCAUGGACUACAGUGUCAAUGCCACUGCCUUCUACUCCCACACCUUUUCCUAGGAGAUUAGCCCUGGCUCCACCCAUUCUACACCCCCCUCUGGACAUGGGAUGCUAGAAGGAAGGGAUCUUUUUCUACUUCUUCUUUUUGUAAGAAAAAUCUUAUAGGAGAAAAUAAAGGCACUUUAACCAGUC
Messenger RNA from Chinchilla lanigera (long-tailed chinchilla), 1309 nucleotides. RefSeq names its product N-acetylglucosamine kinase (gene Nagk). Bases 143 to 1177 code for a protein of 344 amino acids. Gene Ontology annotation, molecular function: N-acetylglucosamine kinase activity. The record is from RefSeq and is a predicted model, not a curated record. The transcript has 10 exons. Lineage: Eukaryota; Metazoa; Chordata; Mammalia; Rodentia; Chinchillidae.